Molecule: messenger RNA, 3064 nt
Organism: Stegastes partitus (bicolor damselfish)
Lineage: Eukaryota; Metazoa; Chordata; Actinopteri; Pomacentridae
Gene: fa2h
Product: fatty acid 2-hydroxylase
Exons: 7
Coding region: 73-1212 (379 amino acids)
Biological process (GO): lipid biosynthetic process; fatty acid metabolic process
Cellular component (GO): membrane; endoplasmic reticulum
Molecular function (GO): heme binding; iron ion binding; fatty acid 2-hydroxylase activity
Source: RefSeq, a predicted model, not a curated record
CCGCAUCCAGGCACCGGACCUCCGAGGAGCCUCUCUCCGCUCUGCUGCCGUCACUAGUCGCUCGUUUCAGGGAUGUCUCCGUCCGCGUCGCCCCGGUUCUUCUCGGAGCGGGAGGUGGCCCGACACCGCACCGCGGACUCGUGCUGGGUGCUGCUGGGGACGCGGGUCUACGACGUGACCGCCUUCCUGCGGAUGCACCCGGGCGGCGAGGCGCUCAUACGCAGCCGCUCCGGCAAGGACGUGAGCCAGGAGAUGGAGGGACCCCCGCACCGGCACUCGGAGAACGCCCGGCGGUGGAUGGAGCAGUACUACAUCGGGGAGCUGGACAGAGACGGCGGCGCCCAGGAGGCUCAGACUUUGAGAGAGAGGACGAAAACCAGCGACCAGACGGACGGGAAGACGGCAGGAAAGACGAAGGCGGAGGACGACGAGGACUCGCCGUACAGCCGCUGCAGCUCCGUGGAUCUGGAGAAGGAUCUGGUUGACUGGACCAAGCCGCUGGCCUGGCAGGUGGGGCACCUCGGGGAGAAGUACGACGCCUGGGUUCACCAGCCGGUCGACCGGCCCAUCAGGCUGUUUGGAAACCCCUUCAUGGAGGCCAGCACCAAAACCUCCUGGUACUGGGUUCCGGUGGUGUGGCUCCCCAUCGUGUUCUAUCUCAGCUGGUUCUGCUACACCUCGCUGGCACAGGGCACCACCAGGAUAGAGCUCACGUCAGACUUCUCCAUCCCGGUCCAUAAGUACAUGUUCGUGCCGCUGUUUCUGCUCGGCUGGUUCUUGUGGUCCUUCAUCGAGUACUGCAUCCACCGCUUCAUCUUUCACAUGAGACCUCCGGCCCAUAACUACUACCUCAUCAUGCUGCACUUCCUCCUGCACGGACAGCACCACAAGUCUCCGUUCGACGGCUCCCGGCUGGUCUUCCCUCCCGGCCUGGCCUCCAUCGUGGUGGGAGGCUUCUACGUGCUCCUCCGCAACACGCUGCCGGAGAUCCUCGGGGCGUCGGUGUUCGUCGGAGGCCUCUGCGGCUACGUCGUGUACGACAUGAUCCACUACUACCUGCACUACGGCUCACCAAAGAGAGGCUCGUACAUGUACGGCCUGAAGGCGUAUCACGUCAAACACCACUUUGAGCACCAGAGAGCAGGCUUCGGCAUCACCAGCACGUUCUGGGAUUACCCCUUCAACACAGUGAUCCCCGAUGAGAAGUUCUAGCGUUGGAACGGCUCCGCUGAAGGGCGGCAGGACUUAUCAGCCUCCUCCUUAGCAACCCACACGCUCUGUUCGCCUCCCGACACCAAGCAAGACUCUCCUGGGCCCCUGCAGCUAAUCGCACGCUAACCGGUCUGCACUAUUUACUCACCGUGAUCCUCCCCCAAAGGCCUCUCUGUGCCAUUUGUAACCACCAAACUCCUUCACCUGCCAAGAUUUCGCCACUUAGAGGAAGACGCAUUACGUGCACACGUUUGAGGGAAACGUAGAAACCUGCAGGGCUCAUCGAAACUCACGUAAUAAUUAAGAAAAAUACGAUUUUAACAGCCGAAUGAAUGUGCAUGAAUGUAAAAUCUGUUGUAGAUGGAAAAGCAAGUGAUAGAAGGUAGGUGAAUGUAGGACAAAAACAGUGAUGGAAAGUGUGAUUGUGUGUGAAAAAACUCAGGAAAUAUCUCUACCUGCAUGUCACAGCUUGUGUUCCUCUUUGUUUUGCUGCUGCUGCUGCUGUCGACCGACUCCUCCGGUCUCCAGGAAACCCUUCCGGUUCACUUGUUAAUUUAUUAAUUAUCCUCCGAAGCUGCAGAGGCGAGAUUACACUGUAGUGUGCUGACGUACUGUUCGGAAAAACACAAAAACCAACACUGUGGAGAUAUAUUUUUGCAAGUCUGUUGUUAUGUUUGUUUGUUUUUUUUCCUCGUUAAUGAAACGACAAAGAUGUAAAAAUAAAAUAAUGAUCAUUUUGUAAGAUGUUUUGUACAGAAGGAGAUCAGAUAUAUAGAGAAGCAGAGGAAGAGGACGAUGGCGGAUGCAAUGUUCGGAUGGAUUUAGAUCCGAGGGAUGAUGGGAGUUUGGGGCGUUGUCAUGGCGACGGAGGAGACGGAGCUGGAGGCAUGAAGCCCGGGCCGUCGGGCCUCCUGCUGGGGGGACGUCGGAGGCCGAGAAAAGUUUGUAGACAUCGUACUCGGCCUCCGACGAUCCUCGCGGGAUGAAGACUCAGCGUCUGACUCGACAGCAGGAGGUCUCCAUGGCGACGGGCGGAUCCUCGAAGACAAAAAAAACAAAAAAACAACAAAAAAACGUCUCCUCCUAAAAAAACAACAACACCCAAACGCAGAACAAAACUUACUUUUUACACAAAUAACUAGAGCACAGAGAGGAAAAAUCUAAAUCAUGUUCUAUUUUCUAGCUUGAAUACAGAUUUACAUCAUCAUAUAUACAUGUGUGUGUAUAUUCAUGUAGUCUCACCUGAAUGUUGAAUAACGUGCAAAAUCCGACUCUUGUGAAGAAGAGAAAACUCUGUUUGCUUUCUCUGUCAAUGCAGCAAUAAUGAUGAAGUCUUCAGGUUAAUGUUCAAAGAUUUUUGUGACCAAAUCUAAUAUAAAAGGUUAAACAGGGCUUGCUGGGUUGAGCGAAAUUCCAAAUGUGUCAUGUUGUCUACAGAUAUCCCUUAAUAUUAAAAAACAACAAAAAAACACUUUGAUAUGUUGAUUAUGAAAUGUUUUGUUUUUGUUUCCAGAAAGAACCAAAAAAAAAUAAAGUCAAAUCUCUAUUUUUGAUGCUUGUAAUGACGUCGGAGACCAAACUAAUGACGAUGUGAUUGUCGACGGCUGCUCGUUGAAGUGAAAUGAUUCCACCUGCCGGGUCCUAUUUAUGUGUAUUUAAAGAUGGAAACAGCAGCUCUGAUUCCGACACCAGACGACUUUUUUUUCCUUUUGUGCUAAAUGACGACGUAAAAAGAGAUGAAAUAACGUUUUCCUAAAUCUGUUUACUUAAAUAUCUAAUAACUAUAUUUUGGAAUUUUAAAUGUCUAUGCAAAUGCAAACGUGUUUGUAAAUAAAUGUCUGUAUAUUUCUGA